AUGAGCGUUGCGUCGACUCAAGGUCAGCUUGGGUCAAAAGACCACCUGGAAGAGCUCCACCCUCCAGAUCUCAUGACUGUGGCAUCUCAGCCGCAAGCAAGAAAACGACCAGCUCCCAGAGGAACCGGAGCAUACGCGCGCAAACGAGCCGUAACCGCCUGCCAGGUUUGCCGUGCCAGGCGGACCAAAUGCGACAACAAGAAACCAGCUUGCUCUUUCUGUGAGAAGACAGGAGCGAAAUGUGUCACCGAGCCCACAGACUACUCGGCUUUUGAUCCGGCGAGCCUCAAGAUUUUAGAGAGCCUUCCGAGACAAGAUGACACUGUUAACACGCAAAAUGAGGCCCGUCGACAAGACUCUGCUGGGCGGCAACCUUCACGCUCUCUCCAGAUCGUUUCUUCGGAAGUCCUUGGCUGGCCGAUUUUUGGUAACCAAUUUGGCCUGCAAGCCAAUGCCAUCGCGGUCCUCCGACGAAAGCCUCCGAAACCGAUACAGCCGUCUUCCUCUGCGCUCGAGUCUUUUCUGGGCAAUACCAGCGCCAGUAAUACGCUGAUUACAAACUUCAUUCAACAUGUCCACAUCAAGAAUCCCAUCCUAGAGCUGUCUAGUCUUAAGCGUAUGGUCCAGCACGCCUGCCUCGAGGGCGUUGGAUGGGAUCCCGAAUCUUGCUUGGUCCUCCUUGUCUGGGCGUUGGGUGCUAUUUCAACGCCCUUUCAGCAGCCUCCACAGCCUUGCGACCAAGAGAAUCUCGAGCUUGGAGCAGCACUCUAUGGUGCGGCUACCAAAAGGCUUGGAAUAGUCUUUGCAGAAAGCGGCAUACUAUCAGCUCAAUGUUUCUUCUACGCCGGCGUUUACCUAAUGUCGAUGUUCCAGCCAGUUUCAGCGUGGAGACAUUUCUUACAAGCCUUGGCAUACUGUCAAGAGUUUGAUUUCGCUAUAGAGGCAUCACAGAACCCACAAACGCUCACCAGCCCUCCCGAGACGUCACCCACAGAGCAGCGUCUGUACUGGUCCUGUUGGAAAUCCGAAGUAGAGCUACGCAUGUGUCUUGGGCUUUUUGAUUUCCAGACACAGGACCGCGUUUAUCCCGGCCAUUUCCCCAACCCACCAGCAAAUCCCGAGAAAGACGACAGGGCAUGGUUCUUCUACCUUGCUGAAAUAUCUCUCCGACGAUUGAACACUCGCGCCCGCAACGACAUUGGACAGAUUCUAUCAUCGUCAGAGGUGGAAGGCGAGGAUGCUGAGGCACGUUUAAUUGAAGUGGUCGACUCAUAUGACCAACAGGCUGAAGCAUGGCUUACUUCACUACCCGAGACGAUUAGCAUCGAUUCAAAUCCCCUUGAGGAUGAUAUACUCAAGUUCAUUCUCCGUUGUCAUCUGGUAGAUUUUAACGAGCUUAUUUUCUGGACAUUCAUCGAUAGGGCGGUCAAUAGCAAAGAGAGCUCGUCGGAAGAUAUGAUUCGUUAUGCGUGUCGAGGUUUCACAACAUGCACAGAUCGUAUUCGAACAGCAGGGCUAGGUCAUUGGUACCGGCAUCACGGAACUUGGAUGUUAUUGCAGUCAUGUGCUCGAUCGGCGAUUGUCUUGCUAGCUGCUGCGUUUUCGGAACAUACACAGAGCCUCUUACCGGAGAAUUGGGUUCAUUCUGUUGAAGCUUGUAUAGGUAUGCUGAAUCAUUGGAAAGAUGAAGACGCUGGAAUUUCAGACCAGGCCAUGAUUUUAGGACAACUCCUGCAAAAGUUUAAUGGUUAA
Trichoderma breve is the source of this 1752-nucleotide messenger RNA. RefSeq names its product fungal zn(2)-Cys(6) binuclear cluster domain-containing protein. The transcript is spliced from 2 exons. Gene Ontology annotation, molecular function: zinc ion binding; DNA-binding transcription factor activity, RNA polymerase II-specific. The record is from RefSeq and is a predicted model, not a curated record. NCBI's taxonomy places the organism in Eukaryota, Fungi, Ascomycota, Sordariomycetes, Hypocreales, Hypocreaceae. Gene Ontology annotation, biological process: regulation of DNA-templated transcription. The coding region runs from base 1 to 1752 and encodes 583 amino acids.